This is a messenger RNA of Gryllus bimaculatus (two-spotted cricket), 4695 nucleotides long. The record is from the annotation of a GenBank genome assembly. Lineage: Eukaryota; Metazoa; Arthropoda; Insecta; Orthoptera; Gryllidae.
AUGAACCUGCGGCGUAAGCGCGAGGCGGGCGGCGAGGACGACGGCGGCGGCGGCGAGGGCGGCGGCGGCGGCGGGGGUGGGGAAGGCGACCUGGAGCACAGAACGGCCUGGGCCCUGGGCCUGGGGCUGGGCGCGAGCCGUGGUGACCUGGAGGCGACAAUCAACGCUGGCCGACGACUUGGAGCCGUCCGCGCUGACGACGGCUGCCCGACUUCGACCCCAGCGUGGUUGCUGCCCAUCGGCAUGUACUGCCACAUCGUGGACAGCCUGGAGACCGGCUGUCUGGCCAGCAGCGUCCUCGAGCUGUGGAAGUACAACGCCACCGAAGUGGCCGGCCUCACCAAGGCGCAGAUCCUGAACGCCCUCAACACCACCAUCGGGCCCGUGCUGGGCCACCCCACCGACUUCCGCCGGCUGCUGGGCGCCGUGCGGCGCGACGCGCGCGGUCACGUGGUCAGCGCCGGCGCCGUGCUCUCGCUCUACAUGCUGCGCGUCAACUUCUCGGCCGUCAACAUGGACGAGAGCGGCAACGAGGCGGGCACCGCCGACUGGGCCACGGGCGCCGUGCUGGCCUGGGAGAAGAGCUUCCUGGAGGUGAUGGAGCGAGCCGCCGCCGACGUGCAGGGCAUGAAGGUGUACUACGAGGCCGGCCGCAGUUACGGCGACAUCAGUGCGGCGGCCAUGUUCCAAGACAUGGACAAGCUGGCCAUCGGCAUCGUGCUCAUGUUCGUCUACGUGCAAGUCAUUCUCUCCAACUUCAACAUGGUGGAAUUCCGGUUCCUGCUGGCCAACGUGGGGCUGGUGUGCGUGGGGCUGGCGUUCGUGGUGGCCGUGGGGCUGUGCUCGCUCAUGGGCAUCUCGUACGGGCCCGUGCACACGGCGCUGCCCUUCCUGCUGCUGGGCAUCGGCGUGGACGACAUGUUCGUCAUCAUGGCGUGCUGGCGCAACCUGACGCCCGCGGAGCGCCAGCUGCGCCUGGCCGAGCGCAUGGGCCGCACGCUGCAGCACGCGGGCCCCUCCAUCACCAUCACCUCGCUCACCGACGUCGUCGCCUUCCUCGUCGGCGCCUCCACGAUCCUGCCGUCGCUGCAGUCGUUCUGCCUGUACGCGGCCAUGGGCGUCCUCAUCACCUACAUUUUCCAAGCCACUCUGUUCGUGGCCUUCUUCGUGCUGGACGAGCGGCGCGUGCAGAACGCGCGCAACGGGCUGCUGUUCUGCGUGCGCCAUCGCGACUACAAACCCAACGCCUGCAGCCAGGUCAACUACUCCAAGAAGAUAUUCCACAAGGUGUACGCCAAUGGCAUCCUCACUCUUCCAGGACAGAUUUUAGUUAUUUUAAUCACCAUUGGCUUUACUGCCAUUAGCAUUAAAGGAAAUUUUGAACUGAAGCAGAAGUUUGACCCAAUAUGGUUCCUGUCAGAAAAAACACAUUUAUAUCAGUUCAUUAAAGAGAGAUCAUACUAUUAUCCUGAUAUGGGACAAGAUGCUGGAGUUUAUUUUGGAAGUCUGAACUACUCUGCUGAACUCCCUAAAAUACGAAAUUUAAUUGCUGAAUUCAAAAAUCAAACUGAUAUAUUAAAAGAUGUUGAAGAUUGGUAUGGAGGUUUUGAAGUGUAUGUCAACAAGAAUUUUAAUAUUCGUUUACCAGAAGAGAAUUUGACAAAAGCCGAUUUUCAUUAUCUACUCUCUAGAUACUUGUUUAGUCCAAGUGGAGCAAGUUUUCAAAAGAAUUUCCGAUUCAAUGGGACCCUAAAGUGUGGAGAACCAGCUCCUCCUAUCACAGUGUCCAGUUUUGACUUCAAAUUCAAACUGUUUCAUGGACCUGAGGAGAGCUUACCUGCUAUGAACAGAGUGAAACAUCUUGUUAAGAAAGCAAACUUUACCACUGGAGAUCGUUUUGCUACUGUUUGGGGGAAAAUAUUUGCAAAUUGGGUGACAGAUGAAGUCAUUGACACCGAAUUAUACCGAAAUUUAAUUUUGGCAUGUGUAUGUGUCAUGAUAUGCACAGUUGUACUUAUUGUGAACUUGGUGACCUGUUUCUUUGUAUUUGUUUGUGUAAUGUUAACACUGGUGAAUGUUUCUGGUAUGAUGUAUUUUUGGGGUCUCACUAUUGACAUAGUGUCGUGUAUUGGAUUGGAAUUGGCAGCUGGUCUAUGUGUGGACUAUGCAGCUCACAUUGGACACACAUUCCUCACUUGUUCAGGCACACGAAGAGAAAGAGCACUGAAGACUGUAGUGGACAUUGGUCCUGCUAUUCUCAGUGGAGGUGUUGCCACACUUUUAGCCCUUGCUGUCCUAGCAAAUUCAGAAUCUUACAUUUUUGUAUCAUUCUUUAAGAUUUUCUUACUUGUGGUAUUAUUUGGCCUGUUCCAUGGUGUAGUGUUCUUACCAGUUGUUCUUAGUUUUAUUGGUCCAGCUCCAUACCAGAGCUCUUGUAAUUUAGAUGUUCAACUUCAAGCCAACAAGCUUUAUGACUUGUGUGACCAAAUAAAAGAUGGGAAAGAGAAAACUCCUUCUUUUGAAGAGCCAAGUUGACCACACCGAGAAAAUAGCUUCAGAGAAAGACAUACGUGUCACGAGAGAACUCCAGUAUAGUGAAUAUUAUUGGUAUGCCUCAGUGCUAUUCUGUUACAGAAUUGGAGACUUUUGAUCACGUUUGUGAAAGGAACUUAUUAUAACAUUACCUUGUUCAUAAAAAUCUCAAAUGGUUUGAAUACUCAGUGAAUUGUUUGACUUAAGCAGAAGAAGAUGAAAGUUUAUUUUGGUUUGUUUCAAUGAAAGCUUGCAGUUUCUUCUGACCUUUAUGUUUAACUCCAACUUUUAUGUUAAGCCAGUUGGACCUAAAGUAAAUUAAUUUAAAAAAAUAAUUUAAUAUGCUAAGAAAAUACUCAGUUUUUACAAAUAUUAAUAGAUUUUCAAAAGUGCUUCUGAUCAAGUCUAACAGGCUUGCAAAAUAACCGUGAGUCAAUCAAAGAUAGCAUUGAUCAGCUUAAAAGAAAUAAUAACUCUCGAGAGAAUUUGCAAAUAAAAUAAACAAAGUAAGCAAAUGGUUACAAAUAUUUGUCAGGAAAUGUGUACGAUUUAGAAAACUUGCAUAUUCUCUCAUCAAUAGGCUAUACAUUGUGUGUUUCUGAAGAACUUUGUAUGUUCUAGUUUUACAAACUUCUCCAAUUACAUUUUUUAUUAAUUUGAUGAAUUUUUUUCUGGAUUUUCAUGAGACUGUACUGCUGAUUUUUUUCUGAACUGCUAGGACAACACUGUUCAGGAAAAAUAUUAAAACUAGUUCAGUCAUAGUGGCUUUAAAAACAGUCUCAAUCUCAGUGUCAAAAUACAUGAAUUUGUCAGGAACAUCUAACAAGAGAAUUGUUGGAUUUUCUAAAUGUUGUUAAUGUUGCUUAUUUUAGAAUUUCAAUAUAAAUUAUGAAAAUCAAUUAUAAUUUUUUUAAAUUGUUUCCAAGGUAUAUAACCUUUGGCUGUCCAUUUGACACUGCAUCAUACUUGUUGGUCACUAUUCCCAGCAAUAAUAAGCAUAUGAUACUAUGUGACUGAGACGGCCAAUGUGUGAUUCCAGCUGCAGAAGCCUAUAACUUCAUAUGAUAUCAUCUGAUUUAUUCUAAAGAUCUUUGAUGCAGAUUUCAUACCCCAGCAUUUCUUGUUAGUGAAACAGUUGGUGAUACAUUUGAAUCAUAUAAUUAAACUCUCCAUUGCCUUCUUGUAUUACUUAAUGUUUCGUGAUUAAAGCAUGCAUAUAUCUCUUAAAAUACAUUCAGCCACAGAAUAUUCUUGUAUACACAAAAUAUUCUUGUACAAAUACUUGUACUAAGUUAGGUAUAAUGUGGUCAAAUGCAGUUUACUCUGUUCUUUAUAAUCCUGAUUAUUAUGUUCGUAUGAACUAAUAAUUCAAGACAUUAUAGUUUUCUUUCUCUCCUUGGUUCUCAUUGUUAACUAUACUGAUUGAAGAACUUCUGUAAUUGGUAUGCUUUGGAGUCGGUUAACAGUUAACAUUUCACGUUAACAUUUGACGAUGUUUACAGUGUUCUUUAUAAUGUUUGAUCAGUUAAUCCAGGUUCCUUAGUUGUGCAUGAAACAUGAAUAGCCAAGAUUUCUUUAAGGAGAGCAUGACUUUCACCCACUCUCAUACUAUUCCAUCUUACUCUAUGAGAAUUAAAAGUAUGUAUAAUAUUUGGAGUGACUCACAAAACCCUGAUGCUGCUGGUAAUGUUUUCUUAUUGUUGGAAAAUUACAGGGGUGUAGUGCCUCUGUGAACCAAUAUGGGGGUCAUCCAUAAAUUACAUAACACAAAUUUUGAGCAUUUUUGAAUACCCUCUCUCAUAUCUGUAACAUAUGCUUGACCCCAACAAAUAAUUAUGUAUGCGUGUGACAACACCUCCCCCAUUUACAGGAAGUAAAAAUAAAUAGUAUAAUAGUAAAAACAAUUUCUUUUAAUUUUAUUUGUUAUAUAUUAAAAUUUAUGACAGUUUAAUCCAGAAUUAUUUGGCAAUACUGACUACAUCUCACCAUAAGAUUGGGGACAAUUUUUAAUUGAAGGAAGAAUGCAUAGGUGAGAAAAUUUCUAACAAGCCUUGCAUCCACCGUGGAUGACACAUGGGCAAGUGUCAAUAGCACCAAUUUAUUAGAAUUCUAGAUUAUACUAUAGAGCAGUUUUGAAUAUGUUCUUAGUAAUCUAAUAGAUUC